This is a messenger RNA of Delphinapterus leucas (beluga whale), 1043 nucleotides long. RefSeq names its product forkhead box E3 (gene FOXE3). The record is from RefSeq and is a predicted model, not a curated record. NCBI's taxonomy places the organism in Eukaryota, Metazoa, Chordata, Mammalia, Artiodactyla, Monodontidae. Gene Ontology annotation, molecular function: DNA-binding transcription factor activity, RNA polymerase II-specific; RNA polymerase II cis-regulatory region sequence-specific DNA binding. Gene Ontology annotation, biological process: anatomical structure morphogenesis; regulation of transcription by RNA polymerase II; cell differentiation.
AUGCCUGGGCGCAGCGACAUGGAGCCGCCCUCUGCUUUCUCGGGCUUCCCGGCCCCGCCCUCGGUCGCGCCGUCGGGGCCGCCGCCGUCGCCGCUUGCCGGAGCCGAGCCCGGGCCGGAGCCCGAGGAGGCGGCCGCGGGCCGCGGGGAGCCGGAACCUGCGCCAGCGCCGGGCCCGGGCCGCCGCCGCCGCCGGCCCUUGCAGCGAGGGAAGCCGCCCUACUCGUACAUCGCGCUUAUCGCCAUGGCGCUGGCUCACGCCCCGGGCCGCCGCCUCACGCUGGCCGCCAUCUACCGUUUCAUCACCGAGCGCUUCGCCUUCUACCGCGACAGCCCGCGCAAGUGGCAGAACAGCAUCCGCCACAACCUCACGCUCAACGACUGCUUCGUCAAGGUGCCCCGCGAGCCGGGCAACCCGGGCAAGGGCAACUACUGGACGCUCGACCCGGCGGCUGCCGACAUGUUCGACAACGGCAGCUUCCUGCGGCGCCGCAAGCGGUUCAAGCGCGCCGAGAUGCCCGCGCUCCCUGCCGCGCCGCCCGCCCCCGCCGCCGGCCCGCCGCCCUUCCCCUACGCGCCCUACGCGCCCGGCCCCGCGCUGCUCGCGCCGCCUCCUCCCGCCGUUCCGGGCUCCACGCCGCCCGCGCGCCUCUUCAGCGUCGACAGCCUGGUGAGCCUGCCGCCCGAGCUGGCGGGGCUGGGCGCCCCCGAGCCGCCCUGCUGCGCUGCGCCCGACGCCGCCUUCCCGCCCUGCGCGGCAGCCGCCUCCCCGCCUCUCUACUCGCCGCCGCCCGACCGCCUGGGGCUGCCCCCGACGCGUCCUGGCCCCGGACCGUUGCCCGCAGAGCCGCUGCUGGCCUUGGCAGGGCCGGCGGCCGCGCUCGGCCCGCUCGGCCCGGGGGAGGCCUACCUGCGGCCGCCGGGCUACGCGCCGGGGCUGGAGCGCUACCUGUGAGCCCUUCCAGCCCGGCGGAGUGGCUCGGGCCCCUCUCCCCCAGGACGGGGCGCUGCCCGGGGCCCCCAUCUGUGCCCCCUUGGCUUGGA